GCAGUUACCGUCAAAUUAUUGGUGGUUGAUUCACAAAGCUUUAAUUUGAUUGGCUAGAUGUCUCGUAAGGGGCGGGAUGUCACGUUCGGUUGCGGAGCUGAAACCGGUAACCUAGCACUCCAGCACGUUGUGAAGCCGCUGAGGUGAUUCAAAGAAAUCACUUGUUUCUAAAUCGACGACUUUUUUGAUAAUUGACCCACUGAGACUUCCAGUUGACCAAAGAAAUGGUGAUGGAGAAGCCAAGUGCCCAGCUGGUCGGGCGAGAGUUUGUCCGACAGUAUUACACACUGCUGAACCAGGCCCCCGACUACCUGCACAGGUUUUAUGGGAAGAACUCGUCCUACGUGCACGGCGGCCUGGACAGCAACGGCAAACCAGUAGAGGCUGUUUAUGGACAAUCUGAGAUCCAUAAGAGGGUGAUGGCUCUGAGUUUCCGUGACUGUCACACCAAGAUCAGGCACGUGGACGCCCACGCCACCCUGAACGAGGGCGUGGUGGUGCAGGUGAUGGGCGAGCUGUCCAACAACAUGCAGCCCAUGAGGAAGUUCAUGCAGACCUUUGUGCUGGCGCCUGAGGGUACCGUCGCAAACAAAUUCUACGUUCACAACGACGUGUUUCGUUACCAAGACGAGGUGUUCGGCGACUCUGAUUCUGAGCCCCCAGAAGAGUCUGAGGAUGAGGUGGAGGAGAUCGAGGAGAGGGUUCCCUCCCCUGACAUCGCUCAGGAGGAGUCUGCUCCCUUCUACGACCCGACACCCUGUUCAGAGCCGACGGUUCCUGGCGACGAGGAGGAGGCGGCAGCCGAGAGUCCAGAGCCAGAGCCAGAGGUGGAGAAGGAGGCCGAGCCCACGUGCGUGGAGCUGAAGCAGGAGACGAUGCUGGAGACACAAACAGACGUCAACACAUCCGAAGACCAGACGGACAAAGGCCCCGCCGCUGCCCCGCCCACCUCAGAACCUGCCGCCGUGCCCGCCGAACCCACCCCCGCCGCUCCAGAAGAAAACAGGCCGUUCUCCUGGGCGUCCGUCACCAGUAAGAACCUCCCCCCCAGCGGGGCUGUCGCAGUCUCAGGAAUCUCCCCACACGUCGUCAAACUUCCUCCCACAGCACCGCCCAGAGCGGAGGUGAAGUCGGAGUCCCAGACACCAACACAGAGACCACAGAGAGACCAGAGACCGAGGGAACAGAGGCCUGGAGGUCCUCCGCCGGUACACAGAGGGCCCAGACCAGUUCGGGAGGGUGAGCAGGGCGAGACGGAGGGGCGCAGGGUGGUCAGGUACCCCGACGCCCAGCAGCUCUUUGUAGGAAACGUCCCUCACGACGUGGACAAGACGGAACUCAAGGAGUUCUUUGAACAGUAUGGUACAGUCCUGGAGCUGAGGAUCAACAGUGGAGGGAAGCUACCAAACUUUGGUUUUGUGGUGUUUGACGACUCUGAACCCGUACAGAAGAUUCUCAACAACAGGCCCAUUAAGUUCCGCGGCGACGUCCGCCUGAACGUGGAGGAGAAGAAGACCCGGUCGGCCCGCGAGGGCGACAGGCGGGACGUGAGGCUCCGCGGCCCCGGCGGUCCUGGCGGCCCCCGAGAGCGAAUAGGAGGCGGCGGCGGAGGACCCCGAGGCCCCCCCACCCGCGGAGGCAUGGCACAGAAACCCAGCUUUGGCUCCGGGCGGGGCGCAGGCCCCAGCGAGGGGCGCUACCCUGCCCAGCGCCAGUGAGGCCCCCCCACCCCCACGGGCUCCAAACCUGAGUUAGAUUACGAUUUGGAUUCAACUGAGUGGUCAUCGAUCUACUACUGCAUCAGGAACCAAUUGGACAAACCUUUUAAAUAUAACAAAAGAAACUCCCUUCUUUACAUUGCAACUAGGAGCAAAAAUUAGUAGGAAUUAGUCAAAUAACUCAGUUUGGGUUGCGACACACACACACACCCUGAUUUCUGACUUGCUUCCUCCUCAUUCUUUCUCCUAAAUGUGAGCGAGUACGUAUUUCGAUUGGAUUUCUGUUGGUAAUUGACGCAGGUUUGGUCGCGAGCUUUCACCGUCAAAUCCCGCCAGCUCCUGCUGAAUUCAACGGUCUCGACAUCUGUCUCUCAUAAAGAUAGCUGCCUCCUCCUUCCCUCCCUAACCUGAUUUUUAUUUUUUUUUCUUCUUUCUCACCUGUUGCUUUUGUGUUCCUCUAAGGAAUCCAGAAUCUCCCCUUUUUUUCUUGUACCCACCUCUUCCUCCUAUCCUCCUCUUUGUCUCCUCCUCCACCAACACAUGUAUUAUCUGGACUUUUGUCAAUUUAAUUUUUUUGUUUUUCACGCUGAACUUGAAUUUAUUUACAAACAAAUCGAAACACGCAAACACAUGAGAAAAAAAAGGGUAAAUACUACUUGAAUUGGGGAUUAAAAAACCCAGAGGUUAGGUUUUUUUUUCGCGUUCUCUCUCCCUGUUUCUUAAAGGAACGUGUACUUUACUGCUUGGGCAAUCCUGUGUAUUGCUGCCACCGUUGUAUCUAGCGAUGGAUCUGUCUUAUCUUUUUAUUCUAUCAGGUCAAGAGCUGAACUGUAGUGGUUUUAUUUGAGUAAUGUUGGCUUGUAAUAUGUGGAUUCACGGACGCAUCUGAAUGGAGCAUGUAUCAAAUCAUGUAUCAAAUCCUGUUAGGCUUCUACUACCGAUGCACUUCAUUGUCAUGUUUAAAAUGAGCUCACCUGCCGAUGAGAGAACUAAAUUAAAAGUGAUUUACUGUUUUAAA
Molecule: messenger RNA, 2736 nt
Organism: Sander lucioperca (pikeperch)
Lineage: Eukaryota; Metazoa; Chordata; Actinopteri; Perciformes; Percidae
Gene: g3bp1
Product: GTPase activating protein (SH3 domain) binding protein 1
Exons: 12
Coding region: 225-1718 (497 amino acids)
Cellular component (GO): ribonucleoprotein complex; cytosol
Molecular function (GO): mRNA binding
Source: RefSeq, a predicted model, not a curated record